Molecule: messenger RNA, 1439 nt
Organism: Arabidopsis arenosa
Lineage: Eukaryota; Viridiplantae; Streptophyta; Magnoliopsida; Brassicales; Brassicaceae
Source: the annotation of a GenBank genome assembly
UUCUCUUCCUCUUCGCCUUCUUCCUCUCCGUCUGCGAGAAACCCUAGUUCCUUUCCUCUCCGUCUUCUUCCUUCGAUCUUCUCUUCCUCUUCGUCUUCUUCGAAACCCAUACAAACCCAUUCCUCUCCUUCAUUUGUUCAUCUCGAAACCCUAGAUUACAGUUUCUCAAUCUUCGAUUUCAUCUCCAAACCCUAGCUUUCAUCUUCUCAGUCUUCGAUCUACACUUCUCAGUCUUCGAUCUACUAUUCCCUCAUUCAUACGAUGCCUAAUCCUGGCCACAAGAGGAAAAUCGCACCUAAUCUAUCACAGAGACCCGGAACCACCACGGCUGGUCAACGACCUAGCACUCUACCACCGCAGUACAAUUUCACGCCGGCGGUCCAAGCUCCUCAACCGCUGCAGACGCUUGAAGAACCAAUACCCGUGUUGCCGGCAAACAAUUCAGAAGAAGUCCAGUUCAAUCCACAGAACAUGGCCAAUCCUCAGCAGGACGCUCCAGCUUCUCAUGUCCAACAGUCUCCGGCUCAGAGUCAUCCAUCGUUCCAAGAUGAAAAUGCUCUGGUGCCUGAAAUUACCGAGGAUAACCUGCGUGCUCUCAAUGCCCUGCUUCUGGUCCCAGACCGGGAUAAGUUCACCACUGUCCUCUCUCCCACACCCGUACCAGAGACGACAUGGUAUGAUCGUGACAAAGGAUCAAAACUGGUUCGGAAGAUUACUAAGGUGAUUAAGAACAAAUUCGAUGCUCCCUACUACAGCUGGACCUGUGUGCCUCGGGACAAACAAGAGAGAUACUUCCUCGAGUUCGCGAAAACCCACACCUGGGAUCCCUUGAUAACAGGGACUGUGCAACAACAUUUCGAGGAAAUCUGUCAACGGAAAAUGAAGGACAUGGAGGAGGAAUUGGGAAGACCGGUCAGUCUUGGUGAGAAUGUUCAAGAGAAGUUGUCUGAGCUCGAGGCUGAGGCUGCGAUUGAUACUUCUGCUGUUUCUGAUGGUGCUUCACGACUACGGGAGCUAACAACCGAAGAAUAUACAGCCAUCUUCCUUAAGUCUACUGAUAGGGAUUCAAGAGGAAAUUUUUAUGGAGUUGGAAACCUCAAAGACUGUCUGGUCAAUGGCAAGCGCAAGCAACCCGAUUCAGCUUCUUCUUUUGUGUCUCUGCAAGAACAAUUGAAGGAAGCUCAACGCAAGAUAGAAGAUCAGGCAGCGCGUGAGGCUGAGCAAUCUCGGGCUGUGGCUGAGCAGAAGGACAGGCUCGAGCAGUUGUCUCUGGUGGAGAAGUAUCUACGUCAAACAGAUCCGCACUUCCUCGACUUCAUGGCAAGUCAGUCUGCUAAAGAGCCAACCUCAUACCCUCUCUCAAUAACUCUUCCCCUUGAUGAUACAACUACAACUCCAUCUCCAUCUGCUUCAUAGGUUGAGAUGUCUUAACUCUUUUC